Messenger RNA from Ooceraea biroi (clonal raider ant), 1989 nucleotides. Its product is annotated as formin-like protein 5. The record is from RefSeq and is a predicted model, not a curated record. Lineage: Eukaryota; Metazoa; Arthropoda; Insecta; Hymenoptera; Formicidae.
AUGUCCUCCCAGGAGAGGAGGAGGGCGACGGCGCUGAAGGUGACACUGAAGCCCUGCACGACGAGGGUGGCACGUUUGCCGCCCUCCGUCUUAACGCAGGGGGCAGAGCCGCACAGCGCGGAAGCCGGGCGGUCGGGUUACGCGACCCCCAAGAGCGGCGCGAGCAGGGCGACCUCACCAUCUCGGUCGCUCUGCUCAGGGCUUGGACCGGGGGAGGCGAUCGAUCUCAGUGAUACGGAGUCGAUCGCCUCCUCCGCGAGCACCCAGGGCACGAAGCGCGGGCGUCCCCCAACAACCGGGGACUAUGCCCGCAAAAAGCUGCUCCAGGCCGCAGAGGGAGAGGAGCGCGACAGGCAGCGGGAACUGGAGUUCGCUGACUCCCUUCCCGCUGGCGCACUUCAGCGGGGCGCGACCAACAACAUCGGUCGCGCCACCGAAGCGAGGAUGCGAGAGCUGUCCAACAAUCCAUCCGUGGAUCUGGCAGCCUCCAUCCUCGAGCGGAUGUCGGUGGUGGAGAGGGUGGCCCAGACGUCGAGCAACCUGAAGGGCACAUACAUGAAGGCCCUUCAGGAGACGUCGAUAGAGGUGCGGGCCGCCCUCUCCAUAAUAAUGCAGAGAACUGCGGACGGCGGGGCGGAGGAGACGAACAUCCUCCGCCAAGAGGUGGAGUCCCUAAGGGCCCAAGUACGCGAGCUGCGCGAGGCCCUUAGGGACGUUGGCAACAGGAGAGGCGCAAAUCCUCCUCCCCAGCCGACGAGCACGGCGUGCGGUGGGGCGGAGACGGUGCGGGACCUGCCCCGCUCGCGCUCCCCAUCCCACCGCUCAUCGAUGCGAGGGAGAGGGGAUAGAUCCCGAUCCCCUCAGUCGCAGCCUCGGGGGAGGGUGGAUGCUCCCCCAAGGCAGAGAGAGGAGGGGGCGACGGCCAUGAGCGGCCUCGAGGAACGAAUUGUCGCUCGCAUCGAGGCCAUCCUCGACCACCGCAUUGGUGCGGUCGCCCCCCGUCCGGCGGGAGAUCCUGGCGGGAAGGGAGAGAGCAGGAAGCUCCCCCCACCACCGCCGAAGACGACCGGUCGGGCCGAGAUGGCGAGACCCGCCCCCCCUAAUAAAAAAACGGGGGCGGCCAAGAAAGGGAAAGGUGGGAGAGAAAAGGGGAGGGGCUUGGACGGGCGGGAGGUAACCCCCGCCCAGCCGGCGCCCCGACCCGAACCCCCACCGUCCCAGCAGAAGACGCGCCCACUGCCGCCUCCGCCCCCCUCGACCGCACAGGGCGAGGUCUGGGCGCGGGUGGUGGGGCGCAAGGAGGCGCGGGCCGCUAAGAAGGCAGCCCGUCCUUCGGCACCGCCCCCGCCAACGACGACACGAGGAGGGGCGCCCCAGCAAUCGAAGGGGAAGGGAGGAGGAGCUAAGGCCCCACCUCCUCCCCCCAAGAAACCCCGGGUGCGCAAGCCGCCCGCCUCCGCGGCCAUCACCUUGAAUGGCCCAGAGAAGGGAUAUGCGGCAGCAAUGGCCGCCUUCAAGGCGGACAUCAGGCUAGAGGACCUCGGGAUCCCUCAUGUUCGAGUAAAGCGGGCCCUUACCGGGGCCCGCAUACUCGAGGUUCCCGGACCUGAUGCCCACGCCAAGGCCGACAAGCUGGCGGAGGGCAUCCGGGGGGUCCUCACUGGUGGGCAGUGGUCGGUGGUCCGCCCCACCAAAAAGGCCGAGAUGAUGGUCCGGGGUCUGGAGGACUCCAUCUCGGCCAACGAAGUGGCGGCGGCCAUCGCCACUGCGGGGGGCUGCAGUCCCACUUUGGUGGAGACGGGCCCCAUCAAGGAGGCCCCGGACGGCCUGGGCCGAAUCUGGGUCCGGUGCCCUGCCGUCGCGGCCCUUAAGGUCGCGAAGCAGGCCCGGAUCCAGAUCGGCUGGACGAGAGUGGGGGUGGUGCUGCUGGAGCCACGCCCCCUCCAGUGCUAUAAAUGCCUGGAGGUGGGGCACGUACAGCAGCGCUGA